Messenger RNA from Saccostrea cuccullata (small rock oyster), 2076 nucleotides. RefSeq lists its product as uncharacterized. The coding region runs from base 697 to 1581 and encodes 294 amino acids. The transcript has 6 exons. NCBI's taxonomy places the organism in Eukaryota, Metazoa, Mollusca, Bivalvia, Ostreida, Ostreidae. The record is from RefSeq and is a predicted model, not a curated record.
ACCCGUACUGUUCCUAAUUACACUUCAUCAGUGAAAACCAAGUUAACCUUGCUUAUCUUCGAGAGGGUCGAUCCAUAAGCGCACAUCUCUGACGUGUCAUUUUUUUUCUUGUAAUUACUAUUAAUUUUUAAAAAAUCUUUACAUGCAUAAUUCCCUAAUUAACGUUCCUUUUGAGAACAUUUCACUCAUAUUGAGACGCCACAAUUCCUAAUUCGCGAUUCUAAAGGAUACGCACUAUUCACUGCGUGAUGUGGACAAGUGUAAAGUGAAACGUAAAAAUGACUUUUUAUGGUAUACCUAUAUAUUCUUUUAAUAUUUCCUCAGUCAAUACAUUUUUUCUAAACCAAUACCUCAUCAUUGUUCUCUUUACUUGAAUAAUGCUGAUCAUGAAGUCUGAAAAAUGAACCCAAGGAUACAAUCGAUGUUAUGAAUUUGUCAUAUUUUCUAAACUAUCUAAUUUCCUUGAUAUGAAUUCUAUUUUUGGAAAUCCUUAUAUCGUGGAAGGGAAAGGGAAAUUCAAUUAAAAAAAUAACGACCCAGUGAUGGAAUGUCAAACCACGUGCUCAUCUUACAUGGAAUGAAAAUAGAAAAUGAAACGGUGAAGAGCAAUUAACUAAAUUCAAUGAAAUAAGUCGUAAUAGUUAACAUCUUUGCCUUUUCAUUAGUUUAAAUGUAUCAUGUGUUAAUGUGCAUGCGAUGGCAUGUUCUACAAACAUUAUAACUAUAAUGUUAACAACAGUGUGUUACACCGAUGGAGGAUGCCAUGUUGAUAAAUGGCCAUAUUCAUGUGAAGCCAACUUUCGAAUAGGACCAGAAAAAUGUGAACCAUGUGAGCCUGGCAGAUAUGGUUGUAAUUGUUCUCAAAUCUGUACCCCUGGUACCUUUGGUUUGAACUGCUACUUUACGUGUAACUGCUCUGAUGAAGUCUGUGAUCCCAAAGUAGGGUGUACCUCCAUCAACGAAACCUCAGUAUUUACAACAGCCAGGCCUUAUAUUACAGAAAAAUCGUCAGUACAUUACGCCGUCCAGUCAGAGAUUCAUUAUACCAGACUUCCUCUAGUAAUCUCAACGCCAGACAACAAAUUACUGCCACUGAAUGAAAUAACAUUAUCUCUGCUGAUUUCAUCAGCAGCAGUAGUUUUCUUCAGUGUUUUGUGUGCUUUUAUUCUAAUAAGAUUAAGUAAAAGGAUUUACAAACGUGAAUACAGAAAGCUUUUAAACAACUUACAGUUGACUGGUAUGAGGAGUGAGGAUGAAAAUAUAUAUAGUGAGUGCAAUUAUACAGAUUCCAGUAUGUUAAACACGAGAAUUUGCCCUUCUACCGAUUUAGAUGAUUCGUAUGACCAUUCUGUUAAAGAAAACUAUAACAUUCUUUCAUUAAGAAGUAGGACAUCGAGAGUGAAUCAGUAUGACGUAGAAAGUAAUUCUACGUCGCCAUCAUUGCAUUCAAUUACGUCUCAGCAAUUUUUGGAUGAAAGUGAGGCUGACUUUGUGUUGGAACCAGAAUGUUUGAUAAAUUUAUUUCAAGAGAAUCAACGUCAACAGACGGAUACCAGUCAUGAGGAUGAACAAAUUCAUUGAUGCUUGACUUGAAUGAGACAAAUUUCAAACAAACAGCUGGUGAUUUGAAAAGUAAAAUGAACGCUGAAAAACAUCAGCAGGUGAUGGAACAACAUGUAGACAAGCAGGAAGUCAGAUACGAAGCUCAAUCUUGAUCGGAUCUAAAAUACCAAUUAAAACUAAAUAUAAGCUUAUAUAAUAAUAAAAAAUAUGCAUGAAAUAAAAAAACAACAACAGUGCAUUACAGUUUUUUAAAGUGCUCUUAAUAAAUAUCGGUCAUUUUAUCGAAAAUUGUGAAAUUGAUUUUUUAUUUGGCCACACUAUUCUUAAUUGAAGGCCAAUGAACAAAAUUAAUAUAAUUUCGUUGCAUACGAAACACCACAAACGUGAAAUCCUUUGAUCUGAUAAAUUUAUCUUAGUCUACACUUUUUUCUUUUAUUAACGUUAAAGUUAUAGUGAACCACACAUGAACAUGUACCUCAUCAUUGGUUGAUGUGAAUAUGUAUCACAGAAUUG